UUGUAGCCAGCGAGACAAACGACAAGCUAUACCCAACUAGCAGCCCCCGGAAACAUUCUCUCUUCCAGCCUCGGUUUCUCACCAGCAUCCAGAUUGGCCGUCGUCCUCCUCGUCUCCCAGGUCUCGCACCUUCUCUCUGCGGCGAGCGCCGCACGAUUCGUCGAUCGAUCGCGGUCUGUAUAGAGAUGAUCAGCAGGUGCAUCUGCUGUAUCGCCAGUGGCGAUGAUGAGCCGGAGCCAGCCGCCGCACCCACCGGUCGUCGCAGUCGCAGGUCGAAUCCGUCGAGGACACCCAAGAACAGGAGUAUGGAGUAUCCAUGGGAGAUCUACAGCCUCAAGGAGCUCCUGCAGGCGACCAACAACUUCAACGAGAGCAACAAGCUCGGGGAGGGCGGAUUCGGCACCGUCUACUGGGGCCGCACCUCCAAGGGCGUCGAGAUCGCGGUGAAACGACUGAAGGCGAUGACGGCCAAGGCGGAGAUGGAGUUCGCCAUCGAGGUGGAGAUCCUCGGCCGCGUCCGGCACAAGAACCUUCUCAGCCUCCGCGGCUUCUACGCCGGCGGCGACGAGCGCCUCAUCGUCUAUGACUACAUGCCCAACCACAGCCUGCUCACGCAUCUCCACACCCAGCGCGGCGCCCCCUCCUCCCAGCAGCAUCAGCCCCUCGACUGGGCACGCCGCGUUGCCAUAGCCAUCGGUGCCGCCGAGGGCCUCGCCUACCUGCACCACGAGGCCAACCCGCACAUCAUACACCGGGACAUCAAGGCGAGCAACGUGCUGCUGGACGCGGAGUUCGUCCCCAAGGUCGCCGACUUCGGGUUCGCCAAGCUCAUACCCGACGGCGUGUCGCACCUGACGACGCGGGUGAAGGGCACGCUGGGCUACCUGGCGCCGGAGUACGCCAUGUGGGGGAAGGUCUCCGAGAGCUGCGACGUCUACAGCUUCGGCGUGCUCCUCCUGGAGCUCGUCAGCGCGCGCCGCCCGCUCGAGAAGCUCCCCGGCGGCGUCAAGCGCGAGAUCGUGCAGUGGGCGGCGCCGCUGGUGGACCGCCGCAAGUGGGAGCGCCUUGCGGACCCGCGCCUUGCCGGACGCUUCGACUUGCUGCAGCUCCGCGCCGUGGUUGAGGCCGCCAUGCUGUGCACGCAGAGCAACGCCGAGAGCCGGCCGGCCAUGGCUGAGGUGGUCGAGAUGCUCAGGUUCAGUGGUGAGCGGCGGACAACCAAGGAGAUCGUCCCGGUGGUCGCCGCGAGCAGCGAGGAGACCACGGACCUGGAAGACGUCACCGGCAGCAGCGAGCCCCUGGACAGGCGGAGCUGGAAGCUGACCAAGCUGAGGUGAUUGACCGUCCAUCCGGAUUCAGGCAUGUGUUAUCAUAUGAGGUGCAAAUGGUUAGUGGAUUUAGCAGAGAUUGCACUGUUAAUUAAUUGAUAAGGUUACGCAAACGGCGGUGCUGGUGGUGUUCGGUGGGAGAAAUCAAGAGUUGUUAAUCAUCUCGCCUGCAAAGUUUUGUUUGCUUGCGUUGUGGGGUUUGUUGCAUUUGCUUAUUAUUAUUGUUCGAUGAUCUAUAUGGGAGCUAUCAGAAUGAU
Molecule: messenger RNA, 1585 nt
Organism: Zea mays
Lineage: Eukaryota; Viridiplantae; Streptophyta; Magnoliopsida; Poales; Poaceae
Exons: 4
Coding region: 186-1337 (383 amino acids)
Biological process (GO): protein phosphorylation
Molecular function (GO): ATP binding; protein kinase activity
Source: RefSeq, marked validated